AUGGCCACUGCUGCGAACCCCCCGCUUUACCUGCAUGUGACGAGCACGAACAAGGAAGGCCUGGAAAAGGCUGUGGUCCUGAUCGAUGAUCUCAUGAAGAAGGAACUUCCCAACCUGGUCGACGAACGGCGGUUCCGUCGUCGGGAACCAGAGCCGGUGGAGCGUGAUGAAUAUGGCCGUGUACGAGAAACCCGACGAGAAUGA
Messenger RNA from Aspergillus melleus, 204 nucleotides. RefSeq lists its product as uncharacterized. Lineage: Eukaryota; Fungi; Ascomycota; Eurotiomycetes; Eurotiales; Aspergillaceae. Bases 1 to 204 code for a protein of 67 amino acids. The record is from RefSeq and is a predicted model, not a curated record. The transcript has 2 exons.